Molecule: messenger RNA, 6256 nt
Organism: Pteropus alecto (black flying fox)
Lineage: Eukaryota; Metazoa; Chordata; Mammalia; Chiroptera; Pteropodidae
Gene: MAMDC4
Product: MAM domain containing 4
Exons: 30
Cellular component (GO): membrane
Molecular function (GO): protein binding
Source: RefSeq, a predicted model, not a curated record
AGAUCCCCGAUGUGGACAUCGACUCCGACGGCGUCUUCAAGUACGUGCUGAUUCGAGUCCACGCGGCGCCGCCCUCCGGAGCCCCGGCAGGGGAAAGCAAGGAGAUCGUGCGCGGCUACAAGUGGGCCGAGUACCACGGGAUAUGGUCGGGCCCAGCACUCCAUCUCCACUGAGAAGAUCAAAGCCAGGUACCCUGACUACGAGGUCACCUGGGCCGAUGACGGCUAUUGAGACCCACCUGCAGCCUGCUGCCUCCAGCUACCCAUUCGGAACGCUGAGGGACUGGGCUGCAUCCCCUGGCACUGUGCCCCUGGCCAGGCCUAGGAGACACACACCAGUCUGGUCACAGUGCCCGGGUUUACCUCGCCCAUGGGAAUUAAAAGCAUUGUCAUCCCUGCCGGUCCCUGGAUGCUGUGUGUCUCAUCUUCUCUGCUCCUGAGUCUUCUCUCCAGACCCCUAAGUGGGUGGUGGCUGAGAGGCUGAGUCCCCUCCUGGCUGCCCCUCAGCCGGCCCCAGGGAGUGGCAGUGCAUACUCAGCUCUUUGGGGUCUGAUAAGGGAGCCCCUGAGCUGCUGUCCCCGUUUAUGGCCUAAUUGCUCCUCCACGUGGUUACUAUCCCCAAGGACAUCUGGGAGGGGGCCCACCUAGCUCUUGCGCAAGGAGUCAGUGCCCGGUCCCUUGGGGCCAGCCAAGGAGGGAGUGCCCAUCCCAGUGUGCAGGGCAAGGAGGACACCAUCCUGGCUGGCUGAUUUCAGUGUCCCUGUGUGCUCUGCCACCUGAAGUCACACAUGAAAGUAGCCUGUGACUCCUUGCUUCCAAGGUCAGGCCCCACGGCCCCUGCGGCGCAGCCAAGGGCUCCCGCCCGAAGUCCACAGGCAGAGCUGCUGAUGUGGGGCUGGGACCCCCUCUCCCGGGCCCCACUCCUGUCCACAGUGCAGGGCUAUGCAGGGUCACGAGGCGCACUGAGUGUGGGUGCCCCUGCUUCGGCUGCAGCUACGUCAUGCGGCCAUGUGCGCCUUUGGCGAGCUGAAGAGCAGGCGCUGCCGCCUCUGUGUUUUACAGCGGAGGAAACGGGCUUGGGCGAGGCACGCUUCGAGGUCACAGCAUGCACUGCAGGCAGAGCCUGGCUCCUAGCCCUGUACUGGGGGUCUGUGGUCUGUGCCAUGAGACCCAGGGCCCCUGGGUACCCUGCCAUGCUGCUCGGGACAGCUGUCAAUGAAUAAGCGAUUUUUUAUAAGCGAGCGAGUGGACAGGAACCGCAGGCAGAGUGAUGGAGAUGGGGCUGCUGUGGUCCUGACAGCUGGGGGUUUGCACAAGCUAGGCUGCUGGCGGCCCUGGGCCAGGCGGUCCUCAAAGCCCAGGUUGGGACAGAGGCCCUGGGAGAGGUGGCCUCAGCCUGCGCUGCCUCCAGCAGGGCGUCCAGCAGGCGGGGCCGGGCAGCAGUGGGCUCGAUGGCCGGGGCCUGACCUUCGGUCUGAAGCUGCUGGACAGGUGGGAGCUGACCUGGGGCAGGGGCCCCUCUUGGACACUUUUACAACCAGAAGUUUAUACCCAUCGACAAGGGGCGGGGCCGGCUGGGGACCAGUCUCCAGUUGGAGCAGUCAGCCUGAUAAGCAGGCAGAGUCCCUACCAGGCUGCUCAGCGUGCCCAGGACCCCUCGCCUCGCUCCCUCUGGCCUGACCAUGCCUCUGCCCAGCCACCUUCUGCCCGCUCUGGUCUUGCUCCUGGUAGGGUCCCCAGGCUGGGCCUGGGUCCCCAACCACUGCGCGACCCCCAGCGAUGCCCUGUGCAACUUCGUGUGUGACUGCAGUGACUGCUCCGACGAGACCCACUGCGGUUACCAUGCGACCCCAUCCGCCCUGGGCGUCCCCUUCGCCUGCGACUUCGAGCAGGACACCUGUGGCUGGCGAGACAUCAGCACGUCAGGCUACAGCUGGCUCCGGGACCGGGCCGGGGCCGCACGGGGAGGCCCGGGCCCAGGCUCAGACCACACUCGCGGCACCGACCUAGGCUGGUACGUGGCUGUGGGUACCCACCGUGGGAAAGCAGCAUCCACCGCAGCCCUGCGCUCCCCCGUGCUCCGCGAAGCGGCCCCCGCCUGUGAGCUGAGGCUCUGGUACCACGUGGCCUCUGGAGAUGCAGCCGAGCUGCGGUUGGAGCUGACCCACGGCACGGAGACGCUGACCCUGUGGCAGAGCUCAGGGCCCUGGGGCCCAGGCUGGCAGGAGCUGGUGGUGGCUACCGGCCGUAUCCAGGGCGACUUCCGGGUGACCUUCUCUGCCACCCGAAAUGCCACCCACAGGGGCGCUGUGACAUUGGACGACAUGGCCUUCUCGGGCUGUGGGCUGCCCAGCCCCCAGGCUCGCUGCCCCCUGGGGCAACACCAGUGCCAGAACAAGGCCUGCGUGGAGGCCCAGCAGCUGUGCGACCGGGAGGACGACUGUGGGGACAGUUCCGACGAGGACGUGUCCACCUGCAGCCGCCACAUGUCCACGGACUUUGAGACAGGCCUGGGCCUGUGGGACCACUCGGAGGGCUGGACCCGGAACCACAGCGCUGGUGGACCCGAGCACCCCGCCUGGCCUCGCCGUGACCACAGCCGGAACAGCGCUCAGGGCUACUUCCUGGCCUCCGUGGCCGAGCCCAGCGCCCCUGCCACCCUCUACAGCCCCGAGCUCCAAGCCUCAGGCCCACACAACUGCUCGCUCACUUUCUACCACUACCUGCACGGGUCUGAGGCCACCUGCCUCCAGCUGUUCCUGCAGACUCAGAGGCCGGGAGCCCCGCAGGCCCCUGUCCUGCUGCGCAGGCGCCGUGGGGAGCUGGGGGCCGCCUGGGUCCGAGACCGGGUGGACAUCCAGAGCGAGCACCCCUUCCAGAUCCUCCUGGCUGGGCACACGGGUCCCGGGGGCGUCGUGGGCCUGGACGACCUCAUCCUGUCAGACAGCUGCAAACCAGUCCCGGGUGAGCCUGCCGAGCCCCUUCCCUCCCCGGGGGGGGCUCAGCUCCCGCCUGCCUGACACCCCCACCCGUUCCAUCCUCCCCCCCCCGACAGAGGUCCCCAGGGUUUCUGUGAGCUGGGACAUCUGUCCUGCGGUGACCUGUGUGUCCCCCCGGAGCAGCUGUGUGACUUUCAGCAGCAGUGCGAGGGGGGCGAGGACGAGCAGCAGUGCGGCACGACGGACUUCGAGACCCCCACGGCCGCCGGCUGGGAGGACGCCAGCGUGGGGCGGCUGCAGUGGGGGCGUCGUCAGGCCCAGGAGAGUGGGGUUCCAGACACGGACGCCAGUGGAGCUGCUGCCGGGCACUUCCUGUCCCUGCAGAGGGCCUGGGGGCAGCUGACCGCCGAAGCCCGGGUCCUCACAGCCCCGCUGGGCCCGUCCGGCCCCCACUGUGAACUCCACCUGGCUUACUAUUUUCAGAGUCGCUCCCCAGGCUUCCUGGCGCUGGCCGUGGUGGAGGGCGGCUCCCGGGAGCUGGUGUGGCAGGCCCCAGGCAGCGGCAACGGGGUCUGGAAGGUGGACAGGGUCCUGCUUGGGGCACGCCGCCGGCCUUUCUGGCUGGAGUUUGUGGGCCUGGUGGACUUGGAUGGCCCGGGCCAGCAGGGCGCCGGGCUGGACGACAUGUUCAUGAAGGACUGCAGUCCCACAGUGGCCACCAAGAAGGACACAGAGGUCUCUUGUAACUUUGAGCGGGACACGUGUGGCUGGCACACAGGCCACUUCACUGACGCCCACUGGCACCGGACGGAGAGCCGUGGCCCUGGGUACGACCACACCACGGGCAGAGGCUACUUCAUGGUCCUGGACCCCGCCGACCCCCUAGCCCGGGGCCCUGGUGCCCACCUGCUCACCCGGCCUCAGACGCCGGCCGCCGGGCCGGAGUGUCUCUCCUUCUGGUUCCACCUCCACGGGCCCCAGGCCGGGACACUGCGCCUGGUGAUGAGACAGGACGGGAAGGCGGACACGCGCCUGUGGUCACGGUCAGGCAGUCAUGGCAACCGCUGGCACGAGGCCUGGGCCACCCUCCGCCACCAGGUGGACUCCGGCGCCCAAUACCAGCUGCUGUUCGAGGGCCUCCGGGACGGGUUCCACGGCACCAUGGCGCUGGACGACGUGGCCGUGCGGCCCGGGCCUUGCUGGGCCCCUGAGCUCUGCUCCUUCGAGGACUCAGCCUGCGGCUUCUCCACUGCGGGCCUUUGGACGCUCCAGACCAAUGCCACGGGCCACGCCGCCUGGGGCCCGGGCGCCGACCACACCACUGAGACCGCCCAAGGGCACUACAUGGUGGUGGACACGAGCCCACAGGCCCUGCCUCAAGGCCGCGUGGCGUCCCUCACCUCGGAGGAGCACAGGCCCCUGGCCCAGCCGGCCUGCCUGACCUUCUGGUACCACCUGAGCGCCCAGAAGCCAGGUACCCUGCAGGUCCACGUGGAGGAGGCUGGGAGGAGACAGGUGCUCAGCAUCAGCGGCCACGGAGGGCUCGCCUGGCGCCUGGGUAGCGUGGACGUGCAGGCCCAGCGGGCCUGGAGGGUGGUGUUUGAGGCUGUGGCCGCGGGGGUGGAACACACCUACAUCGCGCUGGACGACCUCUUCCUCCAGGACGGGCCCUGCCCUCGGCCAGCUUCCUGUGACUUUGAGAUGGGCCUGUGUGGCUGGAGCCACCUGCCGUCGGCUGGCCUGGGCGGCUACAGCUGGGACUGGAGCAGUGGAGCCACGCCCUCCCGCUUCCCCCAGCCUCCCGUGGACCACACCCUGGGCACUGAUGCAGGCCACUUUGCUCUCUUUGAAACCGGCGUGCUGGGCCCAGGGGGCCGGGCAGCCUGGCUGCGUAGCCAGCCUCUGCCGGCCACCAAGGCCUCCUGCCUCCGCUUCUGGUACUACAUGGGCUUCCCGGAGCACUUCUACCAGGGCCAGCUGAGGGUGCUCCAGAGCAGUGCCCGGGGCCAGCUAGCCGUGUGGGGCGCGGGCGGGCGCCUGCGGCACCAGUGGCUGGAAGGCCAGGUGGAGGUGGCCAGCGCAGAGGAGUUCCAGAUCGUGUUUGAAGCCAGUCUGGGCGGCCAGCCAGUCCUGGGGCCCAUUGGCCUGGACGACAUUGAAUAUCUGGCGGGGCAGCCCUGCCAGCUGUCUGCGCCCAGCCAGGGGGACACAGCGCGGGCCACUUUGGUGCCUGCUGCGGUCGGGGGUGCCCUUCUCGUCCUCAUGCUCCUGGUGCUGCUCGGGGUCCUGGGGCGGCACUGGCUGCGGAAGAAGGGUGGCUGUCCCUUUCGGAGCAGGGCGGAGGCCAAGGCCACCGGCUUUGACAACGUUCUCUUCAAUGCGGAUCAAGUCACCCUGCCAACGUCCGUCACCAAUGACCCGUAGAUGACCCAGAGGAGACCCUGGCUCCUCACGUGCCCGGGUAGCGUUCUCACCCCAACAAUAAACACCCCGACCUGUGACGGCAGCCCCCACUUGCCGACCAAAAUCUGUGUGUCCUGCUCUGUCCACCCUCCAGAAAAUGGCUCCCGGGAUCCCUGUGCCCAACCUUCCCGAAGCUGAACUUGGCAUCUCCAUCUCAGUGGCUUGGGUGACAGGAAACAGGUCACACCGGACAGGGUCGGGGCUAGAGGGACCAGGAGUUAGAUGGGGCAGGACCCUGAGAAGCCACUGCACUGGCCAGGUGGGAACCCCCACUGGGUGGGACUCAAACCAGGCCCACCUGGCCCCACCUUACUGGGUGAUUCUGCACCUGGUUUGGGACACACUGAAGAGCAAACACUUAACCGGGUCCCACGUGUCAUGAAACAGGUCUGGUGGGGGACAGGCCCCGCUGUGCCCACCAUCCCACGGUCGGGGUCCCCCAUGUCCAUCCCACUGUAAAGGUCUAAGCAGUCCCCAAAAUGAUAACAUAUCAAAGCAGAGGUCACUUGGUGCUACCAUGACAACCCUGAGCGGGUCCCUGUUAAACAAAGCUGAGGUUUUGUCCUCCUGACCUCACAGGGGUCUGAGGAAGGCGACUCCCUGGAGGUGUGUCCAGGUGCCUGGCGUCCCCACGUGCCAUCUCACCUAAUAAAAUAAAGUCAGGUGGAUCUCAGGGUGGGUCCCAGCUCUGCUCCUCCCCUGAGAUUCGGACACUGCCACGCAUGGGCCUGGAAGGCCCCACUGGACAUGGCUGUCCUGGGGGAGGGGGUGACCGCCGCACCACCAGGCACUCCCCUCCAGUUUGCUCCACGCUGCCACCCUGGCCCACUGUUCGCAGGGGAGGGUGUGGCUGGG